AGUGAGCAUUGCUUUUUAGACAAAUUCCACAAAGAAGUGAUUAGCAAAUUCAUUAGAGUUUGACCAGAAGCGAAAAAAGGAAGAUAGUAAAAGCAACUAAGCUAGUUCAAGCGACUUAAGCAGUAGCACCCAUACAAGCACCAGCCAGCAGCAGCGGGCCCGAGAACGAAAAUUCUAAAUUUUACCAAGUGAUCUGAAUGUGUGUUGUGUCUCGUGUUUCAAAGAAUUAUAUUAUUCUCCUUUAAAAGUUAAUCGAUGUGCAGCACAAAGUGAAUAUCCAGCGCCGGAGAAGCAGUCAGUCAUCAUCAUACUAAGUCAGCCAGAGUCCAAAUAGUCAUUGCGAGGUCCGAUGUGACUUUCAAUCUAAGGAGAGCAACCGAGAGGGAGUUUGUGAGAGUUUAGAGUUUAGAAUUCAGUGAAGACGAAGUGCAACCAACAUAGCAAGCAACGAAGCUAUCGAAUCUCAACGCGGGUCCUGUCUGAGGAAGCAGCAACAUCAGACAUCAACGGAACGGAAAAGUAGAAGAGCAAGAAGCAAAAGUGCGGGAGGGAACAAAAAUCUCAGCGAAAAAUACGACCUCAAGCAGCAGCAUCCGAGAGUGGUGAGAUUUGCUGAAGACUCACCUUCUCCAGCAUCGCAAUCGUCGUCGUCGCCGCUGUUUAAACUGAGACCGAGAAGCGCAACAAUGCCACGCAACGGUGAAGCUUCCGGCUUGGAUAAGGGUUUCAGCAACAGCAAACCGACACCGGACUGGCUACAUCCGGACCAUGUCAUCAUGAACGAAGGUGUCACGUUCGAUGUGCGGUACAUUGGCUGUCUGGAAAUAAAGGCGUCCAUGAAAACGCUAGAUUUCGCCACGAGGUCACAAGUUGCAAAGGAAUGCAUCAACCGGGUAUGUGAAGCCGCUAGUCUCAAAUCGUCGAAGAAACGGCGCGUCGACAAACGCGUCCUCCAGUGCAUAUCGGACGCGCCGGACAUGGAGCACGCCGGCACCAACGUCACGCUGACCGUCUCGAGCAAGUACCUGUCGCUGGUCAGCGUGGACACGGGGGACGUGAUUGCGCAGCACGACAUGCCCCGGAUAUCGUUCGCCUCCGGUGGGGAUACGGACACGCUGGACUUUGUGGCGUACGUGGCCAAGGACAUGGAGGAGUGGCGGGCGUGCUAUGUGCUCGAGUGUGGCGGCGGCGUCGCCCAGGACCUCAUCGCGACCAUCGGGCAGGCCUUCGAGCUGCGGUACAAGGAGUUCUUCAACAAGCCGGAAACGCAAAACAAGUUCCGGGAGUUUGUGAAGACGGACAAGGAGUACUACAACGAUCUGCCGGACAAGAUGCCGCCGGAUCUGCUCACCGAGAACGGUCACUCCUCGCAGUCGCACAGUUCCUCGAGCGUGCGGACACGCGACAGGAUAUCGAGCAAUUUGAUAGAUCUGAACACACCACUUCCCAACCACGAUUACGUGAACGACAAACAUUCUAAUACCAACUCGCACAGCAAUAAGUCGAUAUCUUCCAGUUCCAUCGUGAAGGAUGUUUUUGAUAUGCAACCAUUUACAAUCUCGUCGGAGAUCCAGAAAUCUCAGCUGCUGACCGAGUCGUGGUACCACGGCAACAUCAGCCGCGCCCAGAGCGAGCACCUGCUCAAAAACGACGGCGACUUUCUGGUGCGCGAGUCGGCCGGCACGCCCGGCCAGUACGUGCUCACCGGCAUGCAGAACAACUCGCCCAAGCACCUGCUGCUGAUCGACCCCGAGGGAAUAGUACGAACCAAAGACCGAAUCUUCGAGAGCAUCAGCCACCUGAUCAACUACCACUGGACGAACUCGCUGCCGAUCAUCUCGGCGGAGAGUGCGCUGCUGCUGCGACAUCCGAUCCUCCGGACGACGGAUCUGCUGACAAAGGCCAAACAGCAGAAGGCCCAGCAGCAGCUGCAGCAGUCGCAGUCCCAGUCCCAGUCGCAGUCACAUUUGGGGCUCAACUGAGGGUGCGAGUGCCAGUGCUGUUCGCACGGCAGCCAAUCACCCGAGCGAAGUUUGCCCCAGCAGCAGCAUCAGAAUCUGCACGCGUGCUGUAGCAGUAGUGGCAGUAGUGGCCAUGGAGGUGGUGGCACCGGGUACCGGCACGGGAAAAAGUAAUGCCACGUGUAUUAUGUAAAAAAAGGUAAACACAAAACAAAGAACUGUAAAAUGGAAACUCUAUAGAUCCUAUAUUUUUUCUUUCUUUU
This is a messenger RNA of Culex quinquefasciatus (southern house mosquito), 2224 nucleotides long. RefSeq names its product SHC-transforming protein 1 (gene Shc). Gene Ontology annotation, molecular function: receptor tyrosine kinase binding. Gene Ontology annotation, cellular component: plasma membrane. Bases 687 to 1982 code for a protein of 431 amino acids. The transcript is spliced from 8 exons. NCBI's taxonomy places the organism in Eukaryota, Metazoa, Arthropoda, Insecta, Diptera, Culicidae. Gene Ontology annotation, biological process: cell surface receptor protein tyrosine kinase signaling pathway; intracellular signal transduction. The record is from RefSeq and is a predicted model, not a curated record.